CUGUGUUGAACAAGUGAAGUUAUUGUAUCACUCAGUUUCAUUUCUUUACUUCUCUCCUUCUCUUCCAUUAAAGGAUGUCGAACAAACAAAUGCAAAAACGUGUUGCUUCCAUGAGAGAAGCUCUCUUUAAGCAGGGAUACUUGGAUGAACAAUUCAGUAUGUUAGAAGAAUUAGAGGAUACGGAGAAUCCUAAUUUCUGCGAGGAAAUUGUUACGAUGUUCUUCAGGGACUAUGUCAGGCACAUUAAUGACAUUGAUCGAGCAUUAGCGAAAAACCCAAUUAAUUUCGAAAAGUUAGAAGAUCUUAUGCACCAUUUCAAGGGUUGUUGCUGCAGGGUUAGAGGAACUUUCGAGCAAUUGAAGAAGGAAUCAGCAACACUAAAAACUAAACUUGAAGCAUAUUUCCAGGCCGCGAGACAAGCUGGACCCUCCCAGACCGCGGAUCGUCCCAAGUAAGAAAGCAUGGUUGAUAGGUGAAGUGAAUGCAUGGCAACGACUACAAGGGUUUGAAACAGGCUGCAGAUGUUAAGUGGAAGCAAUAGUAGUUCUUAUGAAGUAAGGGAUUUAGUUAUAUGUAGGACUUUGAUUUUCUUUGCGACGUUGAAGCUAGCGAGGCUUAAGA
Papaver somniferum (opium poppy) is the source of this 621-nucleotide messenger RNA. RefSeq names its product pseudo histidine-containing phosphotransfer protein 5-like. Gene Ontology annotation, biological process: cytokinin-activated signaling pathway; phosphorelay signal transduction system; phosphorylation. Gene Ontology annotation, cellular component: cytoplasm; nucleus. Gene Ontology annotation, molecular function: protein histidine kinase binding; histidine phosphotransfer kinase activity. Lineage: Eukaryota; Viridiplantae; Streptophyta; Magnoliopsida; Ranunculales; Papaveraceae. The transcript is spliced from 5 exons. Bases 75 to 455 code for a protein of 126 amino acids. The record is from RefSeq and is a predicted model, not a curated record.